GUCCAUCAUCGACGUUAGAACAAUGACGAGGUUUAUUAUUUUGUUGGCUUUCUUCUGUUCCCGUAAUCUACUUGUAGAUGCCGGCGUUCGCUUUUCAAACUUGACAAGUGAAAUGAACCCAGAGUAUGUCAAAGGUACAAUCAACGUCAAAGUUGAAAGCGGAAUGUACUCAAUUGGCUUGAACUGUGAUCUGCUAAAGAAAAUCGAAGGAAACUUCUGGGUAAAGCCAGUAUUUUCAAAGAAAAUUAAUGAUGCGUAUGUGCCUGUAGUUGAUCUAAUGCUAGACACCUGCAAAACUGAUCCCAGUAUGGCAGAGAAUCCCCUGGUACGAUUUAUUUCAACGGAAGCGAAGAAGUUUGUGAGCUUUGGUUUGAUGUGCCCCUAUGAACCGGGUCAUUACACUGUGAAUGAUUUCACCUUCGAGAAUAGCAGCACGUUGAUGAACUUUAUUCCAAAAGGAAGCUAUCACGUGAGUGUCACUACACACCAUCAAUCUCCCGGAAGUAACGAACUGAACAAAGUGAUGAGCUUUUCAUUUUACGCCAAUGCCGAAUGAGCUAACUCGACAUCCCACCUUCGUGGAGCGCUCAGCAACAUUCAAUCAAAAUGAAACAUCUAUAUAGAAAAUAUUGCAAUACAGGCCAGUAAAUAGAAUUAAA
This is a messenger RNA of Ochlerotatus camptorhynchus, 659 nucleotides long. RefSeq lists its product as uncharacterized. NCBI's taxonomy places the organism in Eukaryota, Metazoa, Arthropoda, Insecta, Diptera, Culicidae. The coding region runs from base 23 to 556 and encodes 177 amino acids. The transcript is spliced from 4 exons. The record is from RefSeq and is a predicted model, not a curated record.